Messenger RNA from Tuber aestivum (summer truffle), 3041 nucleotides. The record is from the annotation of a GenBank genome assembly. NCBI's taxonomy places the organism in Eukaryota, Fungi, Ascomycota, Pezizomycetes, Pezizales, Tuberaceae.
CCCUAUCUAAAGUCUUUGCCGGUCCACGGUUUUUCCCUUCCUCUACCUACUGUUGUCACUGCCCACCCCCUCCCUAUCUAAAGUCUUUGCCGGUCCACGGUUUUUCCCUUCCUCUACCUACUGUUGUCACUGCUCCCCCGUGUCUUGCUUACACUAGUCAAGUGAAAGUACCAAAGGUAGAGUUGCUUAUGAACACCCCAUACUUCUUUUUUCAACCAGUGUACUAAUUAUUUUGUAGAUGGUGGCUAGUCUCCUAUAUUGCGACGUCGACGGUAAUACCGACCCAAAGGAAGAGCUAGCCGCGGUCAAGGAUUCCCUAAGUACCGCGGUUAAAUCAAUCAAAAAGGUUCGAGUUGGAACCUUCGCACGACCGAAGACGGCUUACGGAAAUGAAUCUGGGACCUCCGUUCUGCAGUCUAUCGAAAGUAUGAGGAGGGAGAUAGAUGGGCUGUCGACUAGAGCCAGGGCCCAUGAGCGGAAAUGCAGGGCUAAUACUCAAGAUUUGGAAGAACGAAUCAGAGUUCUUACCGAAGAGUCUAAUGUCCUCCGUCCGUUGAGAAACAUCGCGCUCGAUAUCAGGAAACGUUUUUUUGCUACGUCCCGGCGUGGAGUGGCAAACGAGCAGACCUCGACGGAUGAAGUAAUUAUUCAAGCCGGAAACCACCGAUCCCAUGAAGGAGACGUCAUAACCGAUGUUUCUCUGUUUCGGAAUAGUCUAAUGACUUCUCAUGCGACUUUCACGAGAUUGUAUGGUUUACCAUGGAAAGAGGCUGAAGGACUCUUGGGUAUGGUAAUUAAUUCUCCUUAGUUCUCAUCUAUUACUAACAAAAUAUUUUUAGUCCACAGGCACAUGGUGUUCGUAAUGAAUAAGAGAGCAACCCGACUUGCAAAUGCCGAGACCGAUGAGGAAUCUAAUCGCAUGUGGUCGAAGAGUGUAGAAGCGGAUUUCCGCAUAUUGGUUGAGUGGUCCAAACGUUGCACUCCGGCAGAACUAGCUCGGUUCAGGCAAGACGAACGUGGGGCAAAUUAUCACAAAGGUGUAUUUUUAAGAAUUCAGAGAUGUUAGCGAGGAGCAAUGUGGCUCCACAUUGAUUGGUAAUGACAAACCUUUCUCUCCUCUAUUUACCUACCGCUCCUAAACCAUUUUAAUCCACCUUACUCAACAAUUACUAAAACCUACCUAAAUUAUCUAAAUUCUAGGUUGCUUGCUAUGGACACGAGGAGAUGGUGGAAAUGCUACUCGGGCGAGAUGAUAUCAACCCCAACAAACCAAAUGAUGAGGGCCAAACACCGCUCUAGUGUGCUGUCUAGAAUGGGCACGAGGAAGUGGUAAAAAUACUACUUGGAUGGGAUGACGUUGACUCCAACAAACCAGAUAAUGGAGGGCGAACACCACUCUAUUGUGCUGCCCACUAUGGGUAUGAGGGAGUGGUGACGACAGAGGUGAGUAGGCUAUGAUGGCAGCUGUGCGAGGUGAGCCAAACAAACAAACCCGCUAAUCAACUCACGCUUAUAGAAAUCGAAAGCGACUGGGUGAAGACGAAUAGGGAAAGGCAGGAAGCUGGGAGGCGAAGUACACCUAUGGAGCCAGAGAGCAAAUGGGUCGAGGGGAAGAGCGAAAGGUACGAAGCUAGGGGGCGAAGUUUCUUGAAAGAGUAUGCUCCACGACAGGUGGCGAAUAAGUACUGUUUUACCCAAACUGGCAAUCCAGAGAAUGAUCUGAUUAUCAGGAUGGGGUUGGAAGAUAUGGAGGACAAUCCUAAAUUCAGCAACAUGUUUAGUUCAAGGGAACCUGCCAGCUCUUCGGGAUCACCCAAUCAACACCCUUAGAGUCUUUGGUGGUUAGGCUUCAUUUCUCAUGCGGAUUAGGUGGAAGGGCCUUUUCCAUCGGGUUUCCAUCAGUUCUGGCGGCGGUUUUUCAGUCUGAUGAUGAGGUAAGGGGCCACGGUCCCUACCGAGUUGUUUUGAGCUUUUGGCAGAAUACAUUUCAAUGGAUUUCGUCGCUUGUGAAUGUGUGGGGCAGGUGGAGGAAUGGGGCCCAUGAUGGUUUUUGUGGCGGUAUGGUGGCGUCGUGGAAGGCACCUGAGCCAUGUGGUGGAAGCAGGGCUGAGCCCGAUCGUCGCGGUUGUUAAUUGAUGUGCCUGUUGUAGCACGUAGGGUUGGGGGUGAGGAGAAGAGCACUCGUUCGGGGAGUCUUAGGCCGCACCCAUGUCACUGUAUUUUCCUUUGUUUUUCCUUUGUUUUUUUUUGGGAGGGGCCAGAAAAUAACCAUGACUCCCUGGUUUAGGCUUCGGCUUGGGCCUGCCUGUCGACCGGCGAUGCCGGUAAUGAUGCAGUCUUCCUAUGAGUUGUGCGGGUGGUACAAUCCCAGAUGUACUGUAGUUUGGCUGGCAAUUCGUGUUUGGUUGGCUUACCUGAUGGAACGUAAUACCUUAAGCUGGUUACCUGGAUUGGGAUAUGGCUUGUAGUUAGUUUUAGCUACCAAUUUUAUGAUAUUUAUUCGGGAGACACCAGAGGAGCUGAUAUGGCUCCUGAGGGGAAGAAGACAAAGAGACAGAAGAAGUUGGAGGUGCAACGGGAGAGUGCGAGAAGGUUUAACACACAGAGACUCCCGGGGUGAGAUUUGCUAUCUGUGGCUUCGGGAGUUUUUCUUCCUCCGAUGGAUUAGUUGAGCGUACAUUUUAAUGCUUUUAAUGUACUUAAUGUUUUUUGUCGCCAUAUACCCGAUCACUUGUUAUGGGAACGCAGUAGUAUAAUACACAUUUGCGAUAGAGUCCAGAACCAUCUUGCAAAAUUAGUUUGAAGCGUAACACGACCAAAGAAUGAGUACCAUGCAUUCCAAGAUAUCCAGAGCUGACCCCGGACAUAGAUAUGAAGUCUAUUAUAGAGCAUGGCAAUCUAAGGCCGUGCAAAAUAUCUCAGACUUGUGCCCGAAACGCAAUCCCAGACUUCCUGCCACCAACGAUGUCUGGAUUUAGGUUCCUACCCUAAACUCCAAUACAGGCAUAGCUAGCAUAACCACCUAGGUUAUCGACAAAGAC